Triticum aestivum (bread wheat) is the source of this 1946-nucleotide messenger RNA. Its product is annotated as chaperone protein DnaJ. Lineage: Eukaryota; Viridiplantae; Streptophyta; Magnoliopsida; Poales; Poaceae. The coding region runs from base 207 to 923 and encodes 238 amino acids. The transcript has 5 exons. The record is from RefSeq and is a predicted model, not a curated record.
AACUUGCUCGCACGCCACAGCCCACAGUACAGAAAGAGAGUUACAGGCACGACACCGGCCCACCUCGUCCGCUCGUGAACGUUCGUUCCUACGCCACCCUGCGCUCCUGCUCUCCGCUUCGCCUCCGGCCACCUGCCGACAAGUCGACAACAUCCCGGCGACAAGCUCGACAGCGACCAUACGUAAAAGGAGGUGGUACCUGCGCCAUGGCCGACGCCGACCUCUACGCCGUCCUGGGGCUCAAGAGGGAGUGCUCUGACGCCGACCUCCGGCUCGCCUACCGGAGGCUCGCCAUGACAUGGCAUCCGGACCGGUGCUCGGCGUCCGGCAGCUCGGCGCGCGUCCAGGAGGCCAAGGAGCGGUUCCAGGAGAUCCAGAGCGCAUACUCCGUGCUCUCCGACUCCGGCAAGCGGCUGCUCUACGACGUCGGCGUCUACGACAGCGACGACGGCCGCCGGAACGAGCGAGAUGUGUCGGGGAUGGGCGACUUCUUCGGGCAGAUGGCCGAGAUGAUGAGCCAGGCCACGCCAACCGAGAGCUUCGAGGAGCUGCAGCAGCUCUUCGUGGACAUGUUCCAGGCCGACCUCGUCGCCGGCGGAUUCGCGUGCGGGUUCGGCGGUGCGCCUCCUAUGGGCCGCCGGGUCCAGGCCCCGAGCCAAUCAUCUGCACCUACGUUUGCGCAGACACAGCCGACAUGUACCAGGGGUGCCAACAAGCGGUGUUCAUCGGCGAUGGGCUCCGGAACGCCGCCAAGGGCCAGUCGUCCGGGGUCCGGCCCCGGCCGUUCAGGGUCAAGCUCCAAGGGAAGUGAUCUGAGGCGGCGGGAGGAGGCGCCAUGGAAGACGACGACGCAGGAAGACACGAGCAUCGGCGGCAGGAAGAAGAAACAGAGGCCGUCGACGGGCCACGGCGAGUCGUCCUAGGAGCAAAGAUGGAGAUAUCGGCGCGCCCGGGCCAGCGUUGAUGCGCGCCGCGCCGUGAGCAAAACAUAUUCUGUGACGCCGUGACGGGGAUAAUGCAUUGCAGGCUUGCAGCUAGUGCUCUGUGCGGAUCAGAGUGACGGUCAACAAGUUUUGGAGGCAGGCUUUUCAAUUAGUUUCUUCGUUUAUUCUCUUGAUGGAUUCUCUUGGCGUAGCACUGGUAUUUAAGUUCGAGAGAAGUGCAUAUUACACCCCCCAACUCCAAUAGGGUCUAAUAUACAUCCUUUCUUCCCUGUUGACCGGUUUUGAUCCAGUUUGACCGUUUGACUUUUCCUGUUGACCGGUUUUGACCCAGUUUGACCGGUUUUGACUGAGUGAACAGUAAAAAUAAAAUUUUAAAAAUCAUAAAUUUUUUUUAAAAAAUAAAAUUCAAAAACGUUCCAAGUUUUUUUCACCGCGUGAACAGUAAAUUAAAAAAAAUUCACCUUUUCAGCAUGUUUGGACACCUGAGUAAAAAUCAAAAUUUACUCAGGUGUCCAAACAGACUGAAAAGGUGAUUUUUUUUGAAUUUACUGUUCAUGCGGUGCGAAAACUUGAAUCUUUUUGAAUUUUGUAAAAAAAAAUAUUUUUUUUAUUUUUAUUUUUUUUAUUUUUACUGUUCACUCAGUCAAAACCGGUCAAAUUGGGUCAAAACCGGUCAACGGGAAAGGGAGGGUUGAAUUCUAGCCGGUUUUGAGAGUUGGGGGGUGUAUUUUAAACGGUAUUGGAGUUGAGGGGUGUAUAUUAGACUAGGGCUAGAGUUUGGGGAUGUAAUAUGCACUUCUCUCUUUAAGUUCUAAUGUCUUUUUCGAGAAAAGGCCAUCAAGGCUAGCUUUAUUAGUAUUAGAUAAUCGUCACAUCGUCAACAAGCUUACUGAUCAAGAAGUCAGGAGGCUCGUUUGACCAACUAAGAGAAACUUCAUUACAAUAACUAUGGCUAGCUAACAAUAUUUAAGUUCUAAUGUUAGUGCCACUUUUGUUUGUCAU